GCAACCGCAAUCGCAACCGUAACCGCAACCGCAAUCGCAACCGUAACCGCAACCGCAUCUGCAGCAAACCUCCCUCGACAAUGGUGCCAAAGAAGGGCAAGAGCAAGCGAGUCUCGUCGUCUCAGCGCAACAAAAUCCAAAAAAAGGUGUCCGAGCACCGGAGAAAGGUCCGCAAAGAUGCCAAGAAGAACCCUGUGCCUAUGAAGAAGUCCAAGAAGGACCCCGGAAUUCCCAACCUAUUCCCCCUCAAGGACAAACUCCUGGCUCAGAUCGAGGAGCAAAAGCGCAAGUCGGAGGAAGCCAAGCUACUGCAAAAGGAAGCUCGCAAGGCAGGGCGCACCUCCGACCAGGUUGCUCUUGCCAACCUCGCUCGUGAUGCAGCUCGCCGCAGCAAGGCCUUUGGUGACGAGGGCUCGACAGGCCUUGACGCAGUGCACACCCUCGACGAGGCCGCUGUCACCUCGAAAGACAACUCGCGAAAGGCGUACUACAAGGAGUUCAGAAAGGUUGUCGAGAGCGCCGAUGUUAUUCUGGAGGUGCUUGAUGCUCGAGAUCCACUUGGCUGCCGAACGAAAGAGAUUGAGGAGAUGAUCAUCAACUCGGGCAUCAGCAAGAGAAUCAUCCUCAUCUUGAACAAGAUUGAUCUGGUUCCGCGUGAGGUCGUUGAGCAGUGGCUCAAAUACCUUCGCAACGAGUUCCCGACAGUGGCAUUCAAGGCCUCGACACAGGCCCAGCGUAGCAAUCUCGGUCAUUCUAGUGUCGGUGUUGAUGUGGCCUCGCAGAAUCUGCUCAAUAGCAGCGAGUGUUUGGGUGCGGACAACCUUAUCAAGCUUUUGAAAAAUUAUUGCCGAAAUGCCAACAUCAAGACCUCGAUCUCGGUUGGCGUCGUCGGUUUCCCCAACGUUGGCAAGUCGAGUGUCAUCAACUCGUUGAAGCGAUCCCGAGUCUGCGGUGUCGGAUCGACUCCUGGCGUGACCAAAUCCAUGCAGGAGAUCUCCCUCGAUAAGAAUAUCAAGCUUCUGGACUGUCCGGGAAUCGUUUUCAGCCGCAGCACCGGCGAGAACGAUCGAGCCGAAGUCUUGCUCCGUAACUGUGUCAAGGUCGAAUUGCUGGAGGAUCCGAUCGCCCCUGUGGAGCUUAUUGUUUCGCGAUGUAAGAAGGAGCAGCUGAUGCUCAUGUAUCAGAUUCCGUCUUUCCAGUCAACACAAGAGUUCCUGCUCUUCGUCGCCAAGCAGCGCGGCAAACUGAAGAGGGGAGGUAUCCCCAACAUCGACGGAGCCGCCCGCUCGAUCCUGCAGGACUGGAAUUCGGGCCGUAUUCCGUUCUAUACUGUGCCCCCAGCCACAGGCCCAGCGGUUGAUACACAUGUCUCGAGUGCCGUUGUUCAGUCCUGGAGUGCCGAGUUCCAGCUGCCGGAGAUCAUUGAGGUGGAGGGCAAGGAUGUACUCUCGAGUGUCAAGGCCAAGGGCGAUCAUCAGCAGCGGUUCUUGACCAUGCAGCCCAGCAAUCCCACUGCAAUUGAGCUGGAAGACGAAGCCGGAGAGUACCUGGACGGGGACGACGAAGAGAUGGAUGAGGACGAAGAUGACGAUGGUGACGAUGAAGACUUUGACGACGAGGACGGAGGAGAGGAUGAUGAUGAUGAUGAUGAUGCUGAUGACGAUGAUGGCGAUGAUGAUGAUGAGAUGGAUGAUGAGGAUAUGGAUGAUGACACCGCCGCCAAACCGGCUGCCGGCCAAUCCCAGAUCCUCCUACGCAACAUCUCAGUGCCUAAGAAGGUACAAGAGACUGCCGCCAACUCAGUCUCGGCCAUGCUCUCGGCAUCCGAGAAAGAAAUCAACCUGCAGUCCAACCGCGACCAAAAGAAGUUGCUCAAGAAUAGGCGCAAACGUGAGCGACGCGGCAUCGGCCACAUCCCUACCGAUGAUCCGGGAGAAGAGGGCUCGGCGAACGACUCGUAUGAUUUCGGACGCUAUUUCCCCACCCUGCCUGGCCACGAGGACAUGGAUAUGGAGUGAGCCUGCGCUCGUCUGCACUUGUGGGCUUGGACAGCGUUGUCGCUCUCGGCAAUACAUUGUGAAUUGCACAUCGUUAGCUCCGAGACCCGACGCUGAUGCCGUGCGUUGCCGUGCGUUGCUGUGCGCUGCCAUGCCGUGCCAUGUCCUG
Molecule: messenger RNA, 2166 nt
Organism: Polychytrium aggregatum
Lineage: Eukaryota; Fungi; Chytridiomycota; Chytridiomycetes; Polychytriales
Product: P-loop containing nucleoside triphosphate hydrolase protein
Exons: 9
Coding region: 81-2018 (645 amino acids)
Cellular component (GO): nucleolus
Molecular function (GO): GTP binding
Source: RefSeq, a predicted model, not a curated record